This is a messenger RNA of Diversispora eburnea, 1752 nucleotides long. The record is from the annotation of a GenBank genome assembly. Lineage: Eukaryota; Fungi; Glomeromycota; Glomeromycetes; Diversisporales; Diversisporaceae.
AUGGAAAAUAAAAGUACUUCUGCCUUUACCACGCAUGCAAAUUCAUUAAAUCCAAAAUAUCAUUUUAAUUCAAUGACUAAUCAACAACCUCAAAUUUAUGGUGAACAUGCGUUAGACCACAAAUAUUCUUAUAUCGGAUCUCCUUCACCAUGUUCCUCACCUAUUCCAUUAUCUUCGAUGCUUCCUUCUGCUCCUAUAUCCGUACCUUCUCCAAACGAUUCAAUUUUUUUCCCACGAUUACAUUCUUCCCCUCCUCCUCCUGGAAACAUUUUCUUAAAUUCUUCUUCUUUCCCAUUACCUAGUGUAAAUCAAGCUAUCGGUGAUGUUGAUCGUACACGUAAUUCUCCUCCACCUUUAAUUUCUAAUAAUAACAACAAAAGAAAAUGGGAAGCCACUGAAAAAUCUCAAUCUCUUGGUGAUAUCUCUACUACUAAUGGUGUCGAUGUUAGUGGUAGAUGCAAUGUAGAAGAAACAAGAUCAAAAAUACGUCGAUCAAUUGAGGAACGUAUUAUUCAUAAUAACAAUAUAGAUGAACUACCUGAAUCUCCAAAACAAAUUCAAAAUGACUCAAAUAAUACAACAACUAUCACUUGUUAUCAUGCAUCUGUUGCACAAAAAUCAUAUGGAAGCGAAAAGAGAUUUUUAUGUCCUCCACCAGUAUUAACUUUUGAAAGACCAAACAAUAAUAACAAUAAUAAUUGUAGAGGAGGAUAUUACUCUAAACCUGAAGUAUCAAUGUCAGUAGUAUGCGAAUCAGGAGAAAGAUCGUUAGAACAAAAGACAUUGUUAGAUGAAAAUAUGAAGGGUACAUUUAAGUAUUUACAUGUCAGUGGUACUGCCAAGGCUAAACAUUUCACUUUAAAAUUAAAAAUUUUUCAUAAGAAUUCCACUAUUCCAUAUGCUUCUAUCGAUUCUUCCCCAGUAACAAUUAUAUCAAAACCCUCUAAAAAAACUGCAAAAGCAAGAAAUGUAUCAUCUUGUAUAUUAUCAGGAUCACAAAUUUCCUUGUUUAAUCGUAUUAAUUCACAAACUGUACGAACGAAAUAUAUGGGUAUCGAAGGAGGACCAUGUUCAUCACCCAGCAACAUCCCUUCUUCUAAAGGAUCCCAUCAUUUUAAUUCCUCAUCUUCAAAUUCUUCUUCUACAACCACCAAUUGUUCAAACGUUACUCCAAUCACAUAUGGUUCAGAGAUAAUCCUUUCUGAUCCCACUAAUGGAUUUACAUCUGAUCGAAUGAUAAUUCGAAAGGUGGAAAAGGGCAGAAUUGCUCAAGGAGCAUGUGGUCCUGUCAGUCAAAUGCAAAAGAUUGCAUUACAAUGUGUACGUCCCGGUGCACGUGAAUCUCAUUAUUUAAGUGCCGCGGGACCAAUAACAAUGGAUAGCCCUCAAUCACAAGAACAAUGUACUGUUAACAGUGCUUCUUCUUUUCUUGGUUAUCAACCCUCAAGAGUGGUUCACAUGCAAAACGUAGAAUUUUCUAAAGAACUUUUUCGUAUGGUAUCUAUGCCAAACUCAAUACCUUGUAAUAAUAAAAAUGAUAAUUCCAAUUCUUCAAUUAUUGUCGAAGAAGUUGAUGAUUAUUUAUGUUGGACAAUCGUAGGAAUUUCAAAAUUUCAACGCACUUAUUAUGAACCAUUGCAAUCUUCAUCAAAUUCAACAAAAGAUUCUGAAAGGCAAAGUGGCGGAGCAUCUGUAGUUAUAUCUUUAGACGAACCUGAUGAAAAUAGGGUUACAUUCAAACCAUUUCUUUAG